AUGGCAUUAACUUAUUUGGUGACGGGCGCUUCUCGAGGACUCGGAUUGGAAUUUGUACGUCAACUUGCCGAAAAGAAGCACACAGUCAUUGCUUGCGCCCGAGCCCCAGACAACUCUCAAGAAUUGAAAAAGCUGGUGGACAAUAAACAUGUUUAUGCAGUGACGCUGGAUACGGUGGAUGAAGCCUCCAUCAAGUCUGCGGUGGCUGCCGUGGUCAAGAUUGUACCUGAUGGUAUCGAUGUUCUUAUCAAUAACGCAGGUGUUAUGGGUGAAGAUGGCGAUGUCCUUGCAGCACCUGCCAAGGAAUACAUGCGUGUUUUUGAAACGAAUGUGGUCGGCACGGCCAGCGUUAGUCAAGUGUUCCUUCCUCUUUUGCGCAAACGCAAUACACGACGUAUCAUAAAUAUAUCGUCCGACGAUGGGUCCAUUGCCAAUACACACACAGGCUAUAGCUCCGCAUACCACGUCUCCAAAGCGGCCUUGAACAUGCUCACCAAAGCUUGGGCCUCUCAUCUGCAACCUGAACAUUUUACAAUCGUAGCAAUUCAUCCCGGAUGGAUCCAGACCGAUAUGGGUACAUCCAUGGCCCCGCUAACCCCGCGAGAAGCCAUUGCCGAUGUCUUGAACACUGUGGAACAAUUGGGAACCAAGCACAGCGGACUCUACAUGAACAAUAAGGGAGAACGCAUGGCCUGGUAA
Radiomyces spectabilis is the source of this 699-nucleotide messenger RNA. Its product is annotated as 4-dihydrotrisporin dehydrogenase. NCBI's taxonomy places the organism in Eukaryota, Fungi, Mucoromycota, Mucoromycetes, Mucorales, Radiomycetaceae. Gene Ontology annotation, molecular function: oxidoreductase activity, acting on the CH-OH group of donors, NAD or NADP as acceptor. The record is from RefSeq and is a predicted model, not a curated record. Bases 1 to 699 code for a protein of 232 amino acids. The transcript has 3 exons.